Molecule: messenger RNA, 945 nt
Organism: Lachancea fermentati
Lineage: Eukaryota; Fungi; Ascomycota; Saccharomycetes; Saccharomycetales; Saccharomycetaceae
Source: the annotation of a GenBank genome assembly
AUGGAAACAGAAGAGGAGAUUUUGGUGCGGCAUCGUAAUGAAAAGAGGAACCUACAGAACCAGAUCACUGGGAUGAAGAAGCAGGCAACCAAAUCGAAGCGCAAACAAGUCAAUGCACGAUGUCUCGAGUUGGAACAAGAGUUGAGUGAACGCCAGAAAAACGAAAUCACGGAGUGGAACAUACAGAAUGGUCUUUUAGAGCCUGAAGCGGAGGAGUUGGAGGUUACACCCGAGCAACUACUCGAGCAAUUGGCGUUGGACACAGCUGCCAAAUCAGAAAACACAGUAUCUGCGUCCCAGUCACCUCCACCAACGUCUCAAGAGCCAAAGAAGCGCCGGAAUAGACAAAAGGAACGCUUGGCUAAACGUGAGCAGGAAAUUGCGAGGCUUAAAGAAGAGGCUGCCAAGGAAGCUGCAGUGCAGCCUAAUUUCAAGAAAAUCGAACAGGAGGCGCUGGACCAGCUGUGCGCUAUCGCUCAUCUGAAACAAGUUGACAUUCAACCGGAUGGUAACUGUCUUUUUGCAUCUGUGCUCGACCAACUGCAGCUUCGCCAUAAUAGCGGUCUUCCCAUUGAUUUUCCUCCAUCUUACACGGGUACCAAAGAUCACAAUGCCUUGGAUGUUUCUGCCCUGCGCAGUCUUUGCGCCUGUUACAUCAGAGAUCACAGGAACGAUUUCAUACCUUACCUGUUCGAUGAGAACACUUGUUGCGUCAAGGACAUUGACGAAUACACCAAGACCAUCGAAGAAACUGCAGAAUGGGGUGGUGAAGUUGAAAUCCUUGCACUGGCUAAAAUAUUCAAAUGCUGUAUCAGUGUUAUGAUGAGCGGAAGAGCCACUUAUAAAAUGAAUGAAGAAGCAAGUGAAAAUCCUGAAUUAAAGCUGGUAUACUACAAACAUAGCUAUGCCCUUGGCGAGCACUACAACUCCUUGCAUGACAAUUAG